AUGGCUGUUGCACUGACGUUGGUCGAUGACUCUGUAUUUAUAACAACCACUCAGCUCAAUGCAUCGACCGACGCUCCUCUUCUGCUGCACGAAAAUCGGACUUCAAAAGAAAUGCACGAUAAAUCGAAAUUGGUCCAUGAUUUGAGUGUGGAACUCAAGACAACAGGUCGUAAGUCGACCACCGACGAUUACAAUACAUUUUCGUCUUUGACGUCCGAUGUUUUUGUCGAGACCCCGUCAUCAGUUUCCAAUACUAAAUCGUACCCUUCGCUGACUACCAGUACGCCGGCAUUCGUUACUCGUGGCAGAUAUAUCAGAAAUCCGUUCUACUUUAGCAAGGAAGAUCAAGAAGUCGAAUUCGAAGAAGAUCAACACGCAGAUGUGUUGUUAAAUGGUGCAUUUCCGAAAUGGAAUAGGUAUAAUACUAAUCACAGACAGUUGAAUAAGUACGGACCGACACCCAUUGAAACAGACAUCACGGUCGACGAAGACGGAUCAACAGGUUACGGAAGCGCGUUCGAAUUUGGCGGCGGAGGUGGUAACGUGGGGGCAUCUAGUUACGAAUCCGGAAACUACCGAAAUCCAAACAACGGAUGGUCAGGCGGAGACAGCAUGAUGGAGUGGUACGGCGAACAAAUACCACAGUCAUCGCGACCUGUUCCCAUAAUCGCCGAAAUUCGUCAUCCUAGCAAACACAAAAUGUCGAUCGACGUGACCAAAAUCGGUCUGUUUGCGUUGGUGAAGAUCGCGAUGGCCAAGCUCAAAGCGCUGGGCUUCAUCAAGGCCUUGUUGUUCAUGUUGUUCAAACUCAAACUCCUCAUACUCGUGCUGGCCAUCAAGGCUCUGAUGUUUAUGAAAAUGGUGAAAAUGACCCUGUUCCUUCCUGCUCUCUUGUCGAUAUUUACGUGGCCGAUGAUAUUAUCGCGUAUGUGGAACAUGCACAACAUGGGCAGCCAGCCGGUUUUAGUACCGAAUAAUUUUGGCAACAUGAGCCCAUCAAACAAUCAGCCUACAAAUCCAAAUAGACCUGAUAGACCUGAUGGACCUGAUGGAUCCGAUGAAAAUGAAGAUGGUAAGAGGAUGAGGAAACGUCUAGACAAUUUCCAAGUUAUGGAAACUGGAAUGGCCAGCUUCAGACAAAUCAUGAGGUCGGAAAAGUGCGUGGAGAGGGUCUCUUGCCGUAUGGCUGGUGCCAGAAACCCGAGUUUGACACUAAUUUGGAUGAAUUGGGUUUUAUCUCCUAUAUCGAACUAUUUACCAAGCAAGAAAUUAAGGUCCUUUGUUUCAACAUUUACAGAAGUAACCAAUUUUCGUUUAGAUAAUUUGUACACUAGACUGUUGCCAAGUAACUGGACGGAAUGGUGUAAUGAACAUUAUUCAUGUGAUGAAACUAAAAAAAAAGUAUAA
Macrosiphum euphorbiae (potato aphid) is the source of this 1407-nucleotide messenger RNA. The record is from the annotation of a GenBank genome assembly. Lineage: Eukaryota; Metazoa; Arthropoda; Insecta; Hemiptera; Aphididae.